Messenger RNA from Henningerozyma blattae CBS 6284, 330 nucleotides. It is a transcript of the gene BLI1, whose product is annotated as Bli1p. Bases 1 to 330 code for a protein of 109 amino acids. Lineage: Eukaryota; Fungi; Ascomycota; Saccharomycetes; Saccharomycetales; Saccharomycetaceae. The transcript has a single exon. The record is from RefSeq and is a predicted model, not a curated record.
AUGGGGGAUAAAUAUAGAUCUAUGAAUCAGGAUAUUGAUUUAUUAAUUCAAGCAAUACAAGAUAAAGUAAAUGUAGAUUCUGCAAAAUCUAUGUCUACAUUUGAAGAGAAGAGUAGUAAAAAAGUUCAAAUGCUAAAAGACUUAACAAAUAAGUACAAUUUAUUGAACCAAGCAAAACUCAAUAAUAUUAGUGAAAUAAAAACUAUUCAAUUAAAACAAUUGGAUGAAAUUGAAAAUAAGUUAACAUAUUUGGAAAAAUUAUGCGAUGAAUUUGAUGAAUUUCAAAAUGAAUUAGCAAUUAAGAAAUCCACAAAAAGUAGCUCAGCAUGA